This is a messenger RNA of Ciona intestinalis (vase tunicate), 2536 nucleotides long. RefSeq names its product sodium- and chloride-dependent GABA transporter 1. NCBI's taxonomy places the organism in Eukaryota, Metazoa, Chordata, Ascidiacea, Phlebobranchia, Cionidae. Gene Ontology annotation, cellular component: plasma membrane. Gene Ontology annotation, biological process: sodium ion transmembrane transport; amino acid import across plasma membrane; nitrogen compound transport. The record is from RefSeq and is a predicted model, not a curated record. Gene Ontology annotation, molecular function: amino acid:sodium symporter activity.
AAGAAGGAGCCGCCCGGCGAUCGAAGGAAAAAGGCAACCACGUGUUUCCGAAGCAAACUGCGCUGUCGAGCGAGGUCGAGCAAUACCCGUAAUAGAGUAUCGUCUGGAGAGGAACAACUUGUUUACUACAGUUUGUUUGAACAAGCGCCCAACCCCCGAACCUUCCGUCAACGAAAAUGUCAACAGAAAUGAAGAAAUCGGAGUUAUCAGACGACCCUGUCGUAACAAGUCUGAUAGAUGAGAAGAAACCUGCUGCUAAGGGCGAAGUCGAACGAGAGACCUGGGAUAAGAAACUUGAUUUUAUGUUAUCUUGUAUCGGUUAUGCGGUAGGACUGGGAAACAUAUGGCGAUUUCCUUAUCUCUGCUACAAGAAUGGGGGAGGAGCAUUUCUCAUUCCAUACCUCAUCUUUUUAUUAAUUUGUGGAAUCCCUCUGUUUUUCCUUGAACUGUCUUUCGGGCAGUUUGGAGCUUUGGGUCCAGUUGCCAUAUGGAAGAUAGCUCCUAUAUUUAAAGGAGUCGGAUUCUGCAUGAUGAUCAUAUCGUUCAUGGUAUGCGUUUAUUACAACGUUAUUAUAGCCUACAGUUUACAUUUCAUUUUCAACUCAUUCACGUCAACUUUACCAUGGUCGACGUGUGGGAACGAUUGGAAUACAGAGUUCUGCCGAACCAACUACAGUUCAAAUACCACUAUGCCUCCCGUAUGGACUGGUAUUGAUUGCGGAAAAGGCAAAGGAUGGUUCGAAGAUAUAAUGAACACGUCUGUCAAUUAUACUCAGUUAAACAACGUUUCCUAUAUGGGCCAUAAAAGCUGGACAGAGAGCAUAGAUGUAAACGGUUCUUGCAUCCAAUUUAACACUUCGUCCCAGGAAUAUUUCUCACGAAAAGUUCUCCGUUUGACCGACAGCAUUGCUACAUUGGGUGGAAUACAGUGGGAGUUGUUAGGAUUCCUUGCCCUUGCAUGGGUCAUCGUGUUUAUGUGUUUGUUUAAAGGAGUCAAAUGGUCAGGCAAGGUUGUUUAUUUCACUGCCACUUUUCCGUACGUUGUUUUGGUGAUUCUAUUGAUCCGUGGUGUUAUGGAGGAAGGUGCUAUGGAUGGAAUACAUUAUUAUCUAACACCUAAUAUUACGCGAUUGCAGGACGUGAAGGUAUGGUCCGAUGCGGCUGUUCAGAUCUUUUAUUCGCUGGGUGCAGCGUGGGGCGUCCUGCUUUCUUAUUCCUCGCUUAAUAAGUUUAAUAACAACGUUUACAGAGACGCGGUGUCCAUAUGUUUUGUAAAUUGUUGUACGAGUUUCCUUGCCGGGUUUGUUGUGUUCUCAGUCCUCGGGGCGCUGGCAUUUCAGACUGGUAGAGAUAUUGAAGACGUUGUUGAUCAAGGAGCCGGACUUGCUUUUGUUGCCUACCCUGCUGCCGUUGCCAAUCUACCAAUUGCCCCAUUAUGGGCGUUCCUAUUUUUCUUCAUGCUUUUAAAUCUUGGUUUGGACAGCCAGUUUGGAAUGAUCGAAGCUGUGGUGUCUGGACUUCUUGACGAAGUAUCUUGGUUUCGAAAAAAUCGUGUCAAAUUCCUUGCCGGCCUUUGCUUUGUACAAUUCCUACUAGCAAUACCGAUGGUUACAGAGAGUGGGAUGUAUUGGGUUACAUUGAUCGAUUGGUACGCGUCCGGUUUCCCGUUAAUGUGCGCUGCUGUGUGCGAGAUCAUAUGUAUUGCCUGGGUUUACGGCGUUGAUCGUUUCUUGUACGACAUCCGUUGCAUGAUUGGACACAAGCCGUUCUUAUGGCCCUGGUGGAAAGCUACAUGGAGCUGUAUUACUCCCAUCUGCAUAUUUUUGAUCAUGACUGCUCAUCUUGCUUUCUAUUCACCCGUCGAAUAUAACAAGAUUGUUUAUCCCAGCUGGGCUGAGGUUGUGGGCUGGCUUUCUGCUUCGGCUUCAAUUCUUAUGAUUCCUGGAUGGGCGAUUUACCAACUAAAUUACCACCCAAGAGCUAAGGGUUCUUUGCCAGAGAGGCUGGCUGCUAUUUCUCGCUGUGACGCGGAUUGGGGGCCCCGAGAUCCCAUGAUCCCAUACAAAUACAGGAAACAAGCGGAGCCUCUUAAAAGCCGAGUGCAUUGUUGUAGUUCAACAGAAAGUUGCGCUUCGGAUUUAUCAGACCCUCCUGUUUACAAAGUAAAUUCAGUUUAAAUUUCUCCAAGACCUGUCUCGUUACAAAAACUUUUACAAACUGUACAUAAUUAUACAACGAACUCUUUAUCUUCUUCUGUGUUGCGGUUUGUUGCCAUGCAAUGUCACCUUUUAUCGAUGUUAAAACAUCAGAUUUUACCCAAUUUACAUCAAAAUUUCCACUGAUGAAAAAUAUUAUAUAUUUUCAAAAUCAAUUAUAUUAAUUCGUUGACUGCGUAAGCCAUUCUUUGUUUCUCGUUUCUUUCACAACUUAUUCGUUUAAUUAUCGCGAAAGGAUAAUAUUCCUUUGUACCCGGUCCAAUGAAUGUGAUUUGUGUAUAAGCUUGUAGUAAAUAUACUGUUGUAUGCACUGUCAGAAC